Molecule: messenger RNA, 377 nt
Organism: Cyprinodon variegatus (sheepshead minnow)
Lineage: Eukaryota; Metazoa; Chordata; Actinopteri; Cyprinodontiformes; Cyprinodontidae
Product: relaxin-3-like
Exons: 2
Coding region: 34-375 (113 amino acids)
Cellular component (GO): extracellular region
Molecular function (GO): hormone activity
Source: RefSeq, a predicted model, not a curated record
AUAACGGCUGGCCAGGACAGGUGUAGACUGAAGAUGAACAACAUGAGAUCAUCGCUCCAGCUUGCCGCUGUAUUGCUCUGCGUGCUGUGUGCGGCACACGUUCAGGCUCAGGAGAAGAGAAACUCGCUGAGGCUCUGUGGCCGGGCCCUGGUGCGAGCUUUGGUGUUCACCUGUGGGGCGUCCAGAUGGAGAAGACAGCUGGAGGAGACGGGGUUCCUGCCAGACGUUUUUUGGGCAGAAAACCAAGAAGAGACAGACUUCCUGAAGGCAAGUGAUGCUCCAGUGGAUUAUCAUCGGAGGGACCAGGACCAAGCUCUGAUAACAACAUGCUGUCAAAAAGGCUGCAGAAGAAGUGAGCUGUCCAUGCUGUGCUAGAG